UUUGUCCUGCCGAAGGAACUACAUUUCCAUGACGGCAGCUUGCGCGUUGUUGAGCAACAAGGUGGGGCUUUGUGGCUCAGUUUGAAUCAACAAGUUUCCCGGACAGGCAGACGGCUCCUCCAUCGUGUCUCCUCAGCGGCAGGUGGUCAGCACGCGUCCCCGGCGCUUAACCAACCGCAGCUUGUCAACUGGAUUAUGAUGUUUUCACCUGAGACCAGGGCUGGAAUGGACGGAGUAGAAUAACUUCUUUUGAGGCAGUUCUCUCAGUUUUUUUUCUCUGUCUUUUCUCAAAGGACGCUGAAAGUGAACGCUGUAAAUUGGUAGAUAAGAGUUUUGUUUUUGUUUUUUGUUUUUGUGGCGAGCUGCGCGUCUUUGCAUGCAUAAUGCUCUGAGAUCCUCUGACACCUGGUGAUAGUUUUAGAGUUUUGUUUUUUUUUUUUUAAUUACAAGUUGUAAAUAAUGGCAUUUGCAAAGUUCAGCAAAAUCCUCCGCCUGCCUACUAUUGAAAUAAAGAAGAAAGUCAAGCAGUACGAGCACGUCCACCGGGACAUCAAUCCAAACGAUUUAUGGGAAAUUAUUGGCGAACUGGGCGAUGGCGCGUUUGGGAAGGUCUACAAGGCCAAAAACAAAGAAACAGGAGUUCUGGCUGCAGCCAAAGUGAUCGAGACAAAAUGCGAGGAGGAGUUGGAGGACUACAUGGUGGAGAUCGACAUCCUGGCUAAAUGUGACCACCGCUACAUCGUGAAGCUGCUCGAUGCAUUUUACCAUGACAACAAACUGUGGAUCAUGAUUGAGUUCUGCCCUGGAGGUGCUGUGGAUGCCACAAUGCUCGAGUUGGACCGUGGACUGACAGAGCCGCAGAUUAAGGUGGUUUGUCGCCAGAUGUUGGAGGCUCUGGACUACCUCCACAGCAUGAAGAUCAUCCACAGGGACCUGAAGGCUGGUAACAUCCUCCUCAUGCUGGAUGGGGACAUAAAGCUGGCUGAUUUUGGCGUGUCUGCAAAAAAUACCAAAACCCUGCAAAGAAGAGAUUCUUUCAUCGGAACGCCAUACUGGAUGGCUCCAGAGGUGGUGAUGUGUGAGACGAUGAAGGACGCUCCGUACGACUACAAGGCUGACAUCUGGUCUCUGGGAAUCACUCUGAUCGAGCUCGCGCAGAUCGAACCUCCUCACCACGAGCUCAACCCCAUGAGGGUGCUGCUGAAGAUCGCCAAGUCUGAGCCUCCGACCCUGGAGCAGCCAUACAAAUGGUCACAGGAGUUUAAAGAUUUCCUGAAGAAAGCUUUGGAUAAAAACCCAGAGAUUCGCCCAACUGCAGUCCAACUCAUGGAGCACCCUUUUGUGAGAUCGGUGACGUCCAACCGUCCGCUGAGAGAGCUGGUGGCCGAGGCCAAAGCUGAGGUCAUGGAGGAAAUAGAAGACAAUAGAGAGGAAGGAGAGGAGGACGACGCCAUGGAACUCACUGUGUCUCCAGGCAAGGAACCAUGCCAGACUAGUCAGACCAGUUUGGAAGAAGACCAUUCCCCGGACACCCCGAGCCCCACCACGCCGUCCCCCACCACAGCGAUACCUUUUCCCAAGAAAGAGGCUGAGCCAGAUACGCCCACGGAGGAGCAGCCGAACCCCAACAUGGUGGUCCCUGUUCCUCUGCCGAGACAGAACAUCCCACCGAAAGAUCCAGAGGAGAUGGGAGAGAAACUGGUCAAUGAAGUCAUUCUGGAGUCAGACAAAUCUGAGAGUGAGGCCUCGACCAAGACUUCCAGUUCAGACUCGGGCAUUGAGGAUGGGAAGAGUACCCCUACACUGGAGGAGGAGAAGGUUGCUGUGGAGACCCCAGAGACAGAGCAGCCACCAUCUCUCCACCAGCCUGAGGCCUCGGAGGAUCAAGUCGACAUCAUCAUAGACUCUGCAGAACCAGAGGUGCCCAAGAUCCAAGUGACUGAGGAAGAGAGCAACACUAAAGCUAACGGAGAGUUACCGGCUGCAAGCCCGAGUCCUGCUGUCACUGCAGCACCCAGUCCCACGCCCUCUUCUGCUCCAACCCCAGUACCUGCAUCCCGUUCUGGGGCAAACGGCACCCUAAGCAAAGGUGCUCCAGAGCGGACGUCAAUAGGAGGAAACUCUGAGUCUGUCUCACCGUACAUGAAUGGAGGGAUUAUCAACAAACGGUACUCUUACUCUGGCAGCAUGGCAUCUGAGAGCAUGGACAUGUCGAUCCACAAGGAGAACAUCUCCAUGUCUUCAAGGGCCUUUUCAAGUAAGACUCUGAAGCGAACCAGGAAGUUUGUUGUUGACGGCGUGGAGGUGAGCGUGACCACCUCCAAGAUCAUCAAGGAUGACGAGAAGAAAGAUGAGGAGAUGAGAUUCCUGAGACGCCAGGAGCUGCGUGAGCUUCGUUUACUGCAGAAGGAAGAGCACCGCGUUCAGGCUCUUCUCAACAGCAAACUGGAAAUCCAGAGAGAACAAAUGCAAAGACGUUUCGACCAGGAGAUGCAUUCCAAGAAGAAACACUACGACAUGGAGUUAGAGAAUCUGGAGAAGCACCAGAAGCAAACUAUCGAGAAAAUGGAGACGGACCACAAUUUUAAACUUAAAGACGAGACCAAACACAUCAAAGCAGUGCAGGAACGAGACUACCGCAAGUUCCAGGAUCAGUUAAAACACAAGAAAAAGGAGGUAAAACAGUCUGUUGAUAAGCUGCCCAGAAGUCAGCGUAAAGAAUCCUUGAAACAGAAGAUGAAUUCCUUCCAAGAAGAAAAGAUAAGAGACGAGGAAAAAUUCUUGUCAGAUCAGAAGAACUAUCUGGACACCACACUGAAGAGGAUCAUCUCCAACAACAAGAGAGAGAUCGCACAGAUGGAGAGGGAAUGCCUCGACAGAAAGCACCACCUAAUCAGAGAGCGUGAGGCUACGAUAUGGGACAUGGAGGAGAAGAACCUUCACGAGAGACACCAGUUAUUGAAGCAGCAGCUGAAAGACCAGUAUUUCCUUCAGAGGCAUCAACUUCUAAAGAAACAUGAGAAGGAGCAGGAACAGAUGCAGUGCUACAACCAGCGCAUGAUUGAAAUCCUGAAAGCUCGGCAGCAGCAGGAGAAGAGCCGUUUGCCGAAGAUUCAGCGCGGUGAGGCGAAGACUCGCAUGGCCAUGUUCAAGAAGAGCCUCCGCAUCAACUCAACAGGAAGUGCCUCGGAGGACAGAGAGAAGAUCAAACAGUUUUCUCAGCAGGAGGAGAAGCGGCAGAGGGCAGAGCGGCUGCAUCAGCAACAGAAGCAUGAGAACCAGAUGAGGGAGAUGGUUGGUCAGUGUGAAAGCAACGUCAGAGAGCUGCUGCAGCUGCAGAAUGAAAAAUGCCACCUGCUGGUUGAGAAUGAGACUCAGAGGCUCAAGCAGUUGGAUGAACAACACAACCAGCUGCUGAAGGAGUGGAGGGAUCUGCUGAAGCCCAGAAAAAAGGCCCUUGAAGAUGAGCUGAACACGAAGAAAAGAGAACAGGAGGCUUUUUUCAGGAUGAGUGAGAGUUCUGAUUGCCCAAAUCCCAGUUCUCCCCAUAAGCUCUCCAAGUUUAUGCCUUACCAAGACUCUUCCAACACAUAAAACUAGAUGCUGUGACCCUGCACAAUAUUUCCUGCCCACUGAUAGAAGCAACACAGACACCCUGCAGGUGUUACCCGCUGCCUCAGUUUUAAUUUGCUUUACCAGUAAUGGCAGCAUGCCUAUCCCUCCAUUAGGUUUCUUCAUAAUUUUAGUCAAUAUUUAUGUCUUAACUCAUGUUUUAACUCCUGCUCUGAGGUUUUUCUUUGAAAAUGUUUUGUACUAUGUGAUCAGCUUCACAUAACUUACCUAAUAUCUGUUUUCGUACAAUGUCUUAGUUUUCUUUUUCUGUUGAAAUCUGGCUACAGCUCAACACUGAAACAUGAGAAUAGUAUGAUAUAGUGGCUAGUCGAUUUAGGUGAGCUGAAGACACCAAAUUAAAUAAUCUGUUUUAAUGAGUAAAUAUCAAGUAAAACACCUUUUAUGUUUGGAAUCAGUCCAAAGCACUCAGCCAGGGAAUUUCUUUUUGCAUAACAAGAAAAAAUGCUUUGAAAACUAGUGAGGCAGUAAUUCAGCACCUUUUGUUUACCGCAGAUUAUCAGUAAUAUGAUCAAAAACACACUCAAAUCGCUUAUUUCCCCCAUAUCUCAAUACCUUGGUUAGUUACUUGCUUUGUCCAUUAGGUUUAGUGCAUGUCACAUAGCUGCCAAAGUCUGCCUUUAUUUAUUUUUCCUGGAAAAGAACAUCAUCCGGAUCUAUCACUGUAAAUGUUAAUUUAAAUCUCUUAAUAACUAACACCCAUUGUAUGAAGGAUGUGCUCAUAAUUUUGUAUUUUUUUAUGGGGGAUGAGGCUGAAUCCAAAGUUGUUAGAAUUGAAUGAUUUCUUUUAAAUGACUAUUUAGGAGUUAGAUUUUAACAAACAAGGAAAGACUAAUUGUUUUUCACGUUAUUGCUGUUUUCUGUUGUAUUUUUUUUUUUACACUGUAAAAUCAGUCACACUGGAUGGGAUCUGACAAAGCCAAAGCAAAGAUACUGUUCUGUUUGUCUGAAGGAUGUUAUAUGGGGGAUUUAAAUCUGGAUUUAAAAAAAUAUGUAGUAAGUGUAUAAUUGUGCAGUGAAUGAACUGCCUGCUAACCAAUGUGCAAUAUUAGAUGUAUGUCUUUCUUAAACUUUGCCUUCCUUUGCACUGAGAGGGAGAAUAAUGUGAAGAGUUUAGCUCCAAAUAUAGAUCUUUUUGAGAUUUGGUUAAAAAAUGUUCCAUCUUUUAUCAUUUUAAUUACUUAAGAAGCAAUAAAUUUGUGUUUUAAUUUAUCAAGCAAUGAUCUGCUUUUGGAACACAAGUCUUCAUAUCAUUUUUAAGGGGAUGCAACAGUUCAGUGUGCUGUAAGAUGCCUCGAGAUGUUUAAUCUUCAACUGAAGCCUAACGUUUGCAGCUGAGGAUCCCGUUGCCUUGUUGAGCGAGAUCGUGUUUUUAUAGAGUAGCUCGGCCUGCAGGUUUACACUGAAUUAGGUCAGCAGUCAGGUACAACUUAGUCUCUCUGUCUCGCUCCCUCUCUCACACUCUUGUCUCUGAAGUAUUUAAAUUUAUUUUAAGAAAUGUUUUCUUCUCUGUCACAUUUAAUGGCUCCAUCUAUGUCUUCCUCUCUGCCUCAGUUUACAUAACAUUAUUUGUGUGGAGGGCUCGUGAGUAUGAAUGUAACUGUAUCAGAAGGAACCACUGUUGUAAAUAACUCCUAAUAAAUGCAGAUUUUCUAAUUA
This is a messenger RNA of Amphiprion ocellaris (clown anemonefish), 5289 nucleotides long. RefSeq names its product serine/threonine kinase 10 (gene stk10). The record is from RefSeq and is a predicted model, not a curated record. The transcript has 20 exons. Lineage: Eukaryota; Metazoa; Chordata; Actinopteri; Pomacentridae. Gene Ontology annotation, molecular function: protein serine/threonine kinase activity; ATP binding. The coding region runs from base 460 to 3594 and encodes 1044 amino acids. Gene Ontology annotation, biological process: protein phosphorylation.